Molecule: messenger RNA, 4418 nt
Organism: Pygocentrus nattereri (red-bellied piranha)
Lineage: Eukaryota; Metazoa; Chordata; Actinopteri; Characiformes; Serrasalmidae
Gene: hmox2a
Product: heme oxygenase 2a
Exons: 5
Coding region: 267-1241 (324 amino acids)
Biological process (GO): response to oxidative stress; heme catabolic process; heme oxidation
Molecular function (GO): heme binding; heme oxygenase (decyclizing) activity
Source: RefSeq, a predicted model, not a curated record
CUGAGUAGACUGAUAAAUCAAUGUGAUCAGUUAUUAAUUUCAGUGUGUGUAGUGAAGAGGUUUGCGAGUGGUAAGUUUAGCACUGGUGUUGUACUGAACUCCUGCUCGGGUGACGGUGGGAUCAGGAUUUUCCUCCGCCUUACCAAGUUGUAUUAGAAAUGUAUUCUCAAUACGUUGUUUUUUAUGUAUCGUAUUGGUAGACGUUAUCGAAUUCAUUCAGGACAGUGUAUUAAUUUCCCCCCACUUUAUGCCUGUGACUGUAUUCCAUGAUCCCUGGUUGUAACCCGGUAACCCCACAUCGGACCACCUCCUCAGACGACAAUAUGGCUGCUGACGAAAUACUGAAACAUGAUGAUGACGACAACAGUGAAUUUCUCAGGCCUGACGACCUGUCAGAAUAUCUGACCGAAGGGACCAAGGAGGCUCAUGACAGAGCAGAAAACUCUCCUUUUGCCAAAGACUUCCUCAGAGGAAGAAUAAAGAGGGAACUCUUUAAGCUGGGCACAGCUGCACUCUUCUACGUCUACUCAGCUCUUGAGGAAGAAAUCGAGAGGAACAAGGACCACCCCAUGUUUGCGCCAGUGUAUUUCCCCUCUGAGCUGCACAGACGAGAAGCUUUGGCCAAGGACCUGGAGUAUCUGUAUGGAUCAGACUGGAAGAACCAGAUCAGCUGUUCGGCAGCCACGAGGUCCUACGUGGAGCGCAUUUACCAUGUGGGUCAGCACGAGCCAGAUCUACUGGUGGCCCACUCUUGGACCCGCUACAUGGGAGACCUCUCCGGAGGGCAGAUACUGAAGAAAGUGGCCCAGCGAGCCCUGAAACUGCCACCAACCGGAGAGGGUGUCCACUUUUACCACUUUGAAGCCAUCCACAAACAUGCAGCCUUCAAGAGGUUCUACCGCAGCCGCAUGAAUGAACUGGAGGUGGACACGGAGAUGAAAGAGAGGCUGGUGGCUGAGGCCAACCUGGCCUUCAAAUUCAACCUGGAGGUGUUUGAGGAGCUGCAGGAGAUUGGGAAAGGUGUUAAAGAGGAGGUGCAAGAUGUCGGCUUCCCAGCUCAUGGUGAUAUGGGAGGAGAUAUUAGUAAAUGUCCGUACUACGCUGCUAAGAUGGCGGUCAGCGGGAACAUGAUGUACGUGCGUCAGUUAGCCAGGACGCUGCUCAGUCAUACUACUGCUCAAGUGCUGCUGGCAACGUGGAUCGCUGCUGUCACUGGAUUGGCUGCUUGGUACCUCAUGUGAUUACGAUAGAGCAGUUUCCACCAGUUGGAAUAUAAGCAAAGUUCCUAUAGCAAAGGAGCUCUCUGUUUCGACAGCAGUAGAUGAGGAGUGAAAGGGAAAACCCGCUGGUUUGGUGACUCCUGCUUUAUUAAUUAAGAGGGGUGAGGGACCGUGUGGACGCAGACAUCAACUUCAGAAGCCAAACUCGCCCAGAAAUCAUUGCGGUUUGACGCAUUUAAAAGAAUAACGUUCGAUUUGCUGGGUAACAUCCUGACCACCUCCUUGUUUCUGCGCUCUGUCCAUCUUAUCAGCUCCACUGACCGUAUAGCUGCACUCUGUAGUUCUACAGUUACAGACUGUAGUCCAUCUGUUUCUCUGAUACUCUGUUACCCUGUUCUUCAGUGGUCAGGACCCCCAUGGACCCUCACAGACCAGGUAAUGUUUGGGUGGUGGAUCAUUCUCAGCACUGCAGUAACACUGACGUGGUGUGUUGGUGUGAGGAGCCACAGGAGCCACUAUUCAUAAAUUUUAUGUUCAAACUUUUCCAGAAAUAGCAACGUUUGCAUGAAUAGCUAAUUAGCUCACUGAGGCUGGUCUACACAUUUCAAAAAGAUGGUUCUUCAAAGGUUCUUUAGUGUAGGCAGUGGUUCUGUUUAGUAUUAUUUGUUCUAUAUAGAGCCAUUUCAUAAUUAAUGGUUCUUUCCAUAGUGUGUAGAUUCUAUAUAGAACCUUUGUUUUGACAACAACGUAACCCUUUUUGCUUCCAUAUACAGCACACUGGCCGUCGAUCUGCAGCACUAUUUCACCACGCAGAGAACCAUUUAAGCAUGAAAUGGUUCUAAACGGAAUUUAGAACUUAUAGAAUCAUUGCUUUUACUGAAGAACCCUGAAAGAACCAACUUUUUAGUGUGUAGCCAACGGUGAGGCAAUUCCUAUGUAAAAUAUGGUGGUCACUGUUGCCUCCUCCUCCUCCUCCUCCUCCUCCUCCUCCUCCUACUCCUCCUCCUCUUCUGCCCUGAGUAGCAACGCAGGUGUGAUGCGCUUUUGAGCGGCCAGUCGAAGCUGCUGAGGGCAUUUUUUAAAAGAAGUAUUAAAAAGGUCCCAAGUUCUCUGAAGUCCAGGAGCUGUCGUGUUCUUGUUGUCUUGAGAUAACGAGUUAAUUAUCUUGUGAACUUCAGAUAACAAUUUUGUCAUCUUGCAAUCACAAAACAACGACUCUCAAGACAACAACUUGAAAUAAGAGCACAAGGAAGUUAACUUGUUAUCAAGAUAGUUAACUUUUUAUCUAAACAGCACAUAACAGAUAACUCAUUAUCUCAUGGGAACAACUUUUGUUAUCUUGAGAUAAGAUAACUUCAUCUUGAGAUAACAAGAUAAUUCACUCGUUAUCUCAAGACAAUUUGAAAUAGGAUAACUCAUUGUCUCACUUUAUCUUGCAAGAACAAAAUAGUUAACUUUUUACCUCAAGAUAGUUGGCUUUUUAUCUAAAGAGCAGAUGAGAGCGUAUCUUAACAAGAUAACUCAUUAUCUCAUGGGAACAACUUUUGUUAUCUUAAAAUAACAAGAUGAUGAACUUGUUCUCUCAAGAUAAUAACUUUGUCUUGACAUAAGAUAAUUAACUCAUUAUCUCAAGAUAAUUUAAAACAAGACAAUUAACUCAUCUCACUAUCACAAGCACAAGGUUAGUUCACUUUUUAUCUAAAAAGCACAUGACAGUUAACUUAUCCUAACAAGAUAACUUUUGUUAUCUUGAGAUAACAAGACAUUAAACUUACCUGAAGAUAACUUGAUCUUGAGACAAGAUUAUUAACUCAUUAUCUCAAGACAACUUGAAAUAACAAGAUGAUUAACUUGUUCCCUCAAGAUAACUAUCUUGAGAUCACAAGAUAAUUAACUCCAUCUCAAGAUAAACAUUCAGAAAACCUAUCUCAUGGCUUCUCUAGAUUUCUGUACAAAUGUAAUUUUACCAAAUGAACUCGUGGUGCGAUCUGAGAAAAUCGUGUAUAAAAACGCCACCAGAUGGCUCCUUGCGCUGCUCCUUCCCUGCUCCUCACUCGACUCCUCGCCCUGCUCUCCUCGCCCUGCUCCUCGCCCUGCUCCUCGCCCGGUUCCUCGCCCGGUUCCUCGCCCUGCUCCUCGCUCGACUCCUCGCCUAUCUCCUCGCCCAUCUCCUCGCCCUGCUCUCCUCGCCCAUCUCCUCGCCCAUCUCCUCGCCCAUCUCCUCGCCCAUCUCCUCGCCCUGCUCCUCGCCCGGUUCCUCGCUCUGUAAUUCCUGGCGCUAAUGUUACACGAGAAAGGAAAUAGUCUGAAACAGGCUGAUCUGGUUCUGUCCUGGCGUUGACCGUCUCCGCUUUGUGUUGGAAACAGUGUAGUAGCUGUUCUGUCUGCAGACUCUACACGCUGCUCACCACAGCCCCUGGUCCACUCCUGCUGUGCUGGAUACGUUUAUGAUAUAUUGGGUUUGCACAAAAUAUUCAAUGCAAUGUGUUUCUGUGUUAAAAUACAUAAAGAGUACAUCUCAUUCUGUACUUGUGGUUACUAUAACUGAGCUAACCAUAAGCUUAUGGUUACCCAAGCUAAGCUAACAUAAGCCUGGAACUCCUGUGUGGAAAACUCAUGGCAACUCGCUGUCAACCUCCCGGCCCAGUUUAAUAGCCUUGUUACCAGAGACGUCUCUCUGAAUACAGCCAAACCAGUUAGACCAGCUGGGUCAUUUUCAGAUUAGCUUCCCGCUGAAGCGUUUUUGCUCGUUCCUCAAGUAAACUUUACUCUUUACUCUUCUCGAAGCUUCAUUUCUUCCCCGUCCUUCUACUCGUUUUUAUAUUCCCCAAUUCCAUCCCCUAGCAAGGUCGCCCCCACCAGACGAUGCUACAAAGCACCACUUUAUCGUUUCUAACUGCCGCUAAUGCAGCAUCUGGACUCAACACGCUUGGAGGAGAGCACUAACUGCCAAUUCUGUAACAUUGGCUAGCAUCUAGGGGACUUUGGGGAGGGGCUGGCAUGAAGGGGCGGCAAUACAACAACAUUUUAUUGUUUUCGUGAUGCUUUUCUGAGCAUGUUGUGGAUCUCAUCAGUACCUAAAGAACACUGAGCAACUUAAUUAGCCUUGUUUGAAUGGAUGUGAAAAGUUAAAUAAAAGAUCAUUGUGCUUAGUUUGUGAUGGCAGUUUUGAAAUAUGCCGUUAUUUCAUCAUGAAAA